UGGAAUAGUACUUGUCCACGUUUUACUAAAGCUUUACGAGACCAUCCCUUACAAACAAAAAGUGUCCACUUAUGUAGAGCGAAAACAGAAAGAAAUACAGCUUUUGUUCCGAACGGAUGAGGGAGUAUGUUAUACUCCUUGGCGGACACCUCGAAGCCUUCAAAGUUGACCAAGAGUUUACUAGAGGACAUAAGAUAACGACCCAAAAAGUUGGCAUGGGGAAAUACGAGCUGCUUCAAACAUGAUUAUGGAUUAAGAAAGACCAUUUGAAAAUAUCACACUACCACCAAGCAACUGCAAAAUGUAGCUAAGCGAGGUAGCUUAGCUACAUGUAGCUUUUCCCCACAACAGACUGUGCACUUAGUUAUAACGAGAGCUACUUCAGAUACGUGUUUUACCUGUCGUGAAAGUGAAUGCAGCAGCUUUUAAGCAACCACCUGGCAGGCCUGCAGGAUCCGUUGACCAUCAAUAAUUCAUGAAGGACAGUUCUAGAGUUGCAGUCCUUCUGGAGUAGGUUACAUUCUGAUCUCUGCAGUGUUGCUCAUACCACUCAAAUAGUUUCUUCCCCUGAAGAGGACCUGCUAGAUCACCAUGUUGCCGGCCAAAGAGGCGGCAAAGAUCUACCACACCAACUACGUGCGUAAUGCCCGCGCCGUGGGUGUACUCUGGACCGUGUUUACCAUCACCUUCGCCGUGAUCACGGUGGUGGUGUUCAUCCAGCCCUACUGGAUCGGGGACAGCGUCAACACGCCACAGGCCGGUUACUUCGGACUCUUCCACUACUGCAUUGGCAACGCACUCACCUCGGAGCUCAUCUGCAAGGGGAGCGCCCUGGACUUCGGCUCCAUCCCGUCCGGAGCCUUCAAGACGGCCAUGUUCUUUGUGGGCAUCUCCACGCUGCUGGUGGUGGGCAGCAUUGUGUGCUUCAGCCUCUUCUUCUUCUGCAACGCCGGAAGCGUGUACAAGAUCUGCGCCUGGAUGCAGCUGGCCUCCAGCGCCUGCAUGGUGAUGGGCUGCAUGAUCUACCCCGACGGCUGGGACUCGGACGAGGUGAAGCGAAUGUGCGGCCAGCGGACCGACAAGUACUCCCUGGGCCACUGCAGCGUGCGCUGGGCCUACAUCCUGGCCAUCAUCAGCAUCAUGGACUCGCUCAUCCUGGCCUUCCUGGCCUUCAGCCUGGGCAGCAGGCAGGACAAGCUGCUGCCCCAGGACUUCCAGGUGGAGGGGAAAGGUACAAGCGGGAGAAAGGGGGGGCGCACCUCACCCGCAAACUACUUAUUGUCGCAACUUUCUCUGCAGACCAGGCCUAAAACCAGGGAGAAGAAGUUGACCCGCCCAUUGGCGUCGCUGACAAAUGGAAGACAUUUUGGGCUCAGGGAGAGUUAA
Messenger RNA from Nerophis ophidion (straightnose pipefish), 1386 nucleotides. RefSeq names its product LHFPL tetraspan subfamily member 5a (gene lhfpl5a). Gene Ontology annotation, cellular component: plasma membrane. The transcript is spliced from 2 exons. Gene Ontology annotation, biological process: detection of mechanical stimulus involved in sensory perception; sensory perception of sound. Bases 592 to 1386 code for a protein of 264 amino acids. Lineage: Eukaryota; Metazoa; Chordata; Actinopteri; Syngnathiformes; Syngnathidae. The record is from RefSeq and is a predicted model, not a curated record.